CUGUGAUCAGCGAUGUAUGUUGGGAACGGCGCUGCAUGCUGGGAUAGUAUUGGCAAAGCGACCUCAGCCAGAGUGACUUUUCAGCUUCCUGUGGUCCCUUAGACUUCGAGUUCAAGUGGCUACAGCACUGCGGUGUCCUGAGAAUUAAAGCCUACUGACAUCAGGCUAGCGCCGCCCUGUUAGAAACAAGGAGACAGCGCUCUCUCGCGGGAGCAGAAACCUACACGUCCUGCUCCGCUCGGAGCUGAAGCGCGUGCGUGACCAGGCAGCUCUGUCACGUGACUCAAGCACAGCGCCUGGUUGGCUCCAGCCAGGUUACCUAGACAACGGAGCUUGAGGCGCUAGGCAGCUCUGCACCAGUAGGUCUCGCGGCCUAAGGAGACCAGGUUUGCAGCGAAGGCCGCGCACUCGCUCCCGGGCGGCGACCGAGUCUACGGGCCGCAGAUGGGAGCCCAGGGCGCCGAAGAUGCGGGCGGUCCGGGCCGAGACGCCGGCGCGGGAGCUUUUCCGGGACGCCGCAUUCCCCGCCUCGGACACCUCGCUCUUCUACAACUUGUCCACGCCUCUGGCCCAGUUUCGGGAGGACAUCACUUGGAGACGGCCCCAGGAAAUUUGUGCCACACCUCAGCUGUUUCCAGAUAACCCAUGGGAAGGACAGGUGAAGCAAGGGCUGCUGGGGGAUUGCUGGUUCCUAUGUGCUUGUGCCGCCCUUCAGAAGAGUCAGCACCUCCUGGACCAGGCUUUAAAUACCAACAAAGAAAAGGUCUUCCCUCCAGGACAGCCAGGCUGGUCUGACCAGAAAUACCGAGGCUUCUUCACCUGUCGAAUUUGGCAGUUUGGACACUGGGAGGAGGUGACCAUAGAUGACCGUCUGCCUUGUCUUGCCGGGAGACUCUGCUUUUCUCGGUGCCAGAGAGAGGAUGUGUUCUGGCUUCCCUUACUGGAAAAGGCCUAUGCUAAGGUCCAUGGAUCCUAUGAGCAGCUAUGGGCAGGGCAGGUGGCAGAUGCCCUGGUGGAUCUCACUGGAAGCCUGGCAGAAAGGUGGAGUCUGAAGGAUGUAAUGAAAACCAGUGGCCAACAGGACAGAACCAGUGGUGGGGAGCACAGAACUUGUCGGCAGCUACUCCGCCUGAAGGACCAGUGUCUAAUCAGCUGCUCUGUGCUUAGCCCCAGAGCAGGUGCCAGGGAGCUCGGGGAGUUCCAUGCCUUCAUCAUCUCAGAUCUGCAGGAUCUCAGGAGUCGGACUGGCCAGGGUAUCCUCCUACUACGGAUUCACAACCCCUGGGGCCGGCGUUGUUGGCAGGGCCUCUGGAGAGAAGGAGGUGAAGGGUGGAACCAGGUAGAGCCAGCUAAGGAGUCUGAGCUGCUGGCACGACUCCAGGAAGGGGAGUUCUGGGUAGAGGAAGAGGAGUUCCUCAGGGAGUUUGAUGAGGUCACCAUCGGCUACCCAGUCACAGAGGCCGGCCACCUACAGAGUCUCUACACAGAGAAGGUGCUGUGCCAUACACGGACAUUGCCUGGUGCCUGGGUGACAGGGCAGUCAGCAGGAGGCUGCCGGAACAACAGUUGCUUUCCCUGCAACCCCAAGUUCUGGUUACGGCUCUUGGAACCCAGUGAGGUGUGUGUGGCUGUCCUUCAGAGACCCCGGAGGCGCUUAGUAGGCCAGACUCGGGCACUGGCGGGUGCCAGCCCUGCACCAGUGAACCUCCCAGGCAAAGACUACCAGGCUGUGGGCUUGCACAUCUGGAAGGUAGAGAAACGGAAGAUCAGCCUGCCCAGAGUCCUGUCUGCACCCCCUGUCGUCGGCACUGCAUGCCAUGCAUAUGAUCGUGAGAUCCACUUGCGUUGUGAACUCUCACCAGGCUACUACCUGGCUGUCCCUAGCACCUUUCUGAAGGAUGUGCCAGGGCAGUUCCUGCUCAGAGUCUUUUCCACUGGGAAAGUCUCCCUCAGUGCUGUCAGGCUGGCCUCCAAGGGCACAUCACCUGGAACAGCCCUGCCUGCAGGCGAGUGGGAGACUGUGCAGUUGCAGGGCUGCUGGAGAGCUGGCCAGACAGCAGGGGGCAGCAGGAACUUUACGUCAUACCCCUGCAAUCCCUGCCUCCCCUUCUCCGUCCCUGAGGGUGCUGGCCCCCGCUACAUCCGAAUCACUCUGCAGCAACACUGCCGACUCAGUGACAGCCAGCUCCAUCCCAUUGGUUUCCAUGUCUUUCAGGUUCCAGCAGAUGGUGAGAACCAGGAUGCGUGUUCCCUGCUGCUCCAGGAGCCACUGCUAAGCUGUGUACCACAUUGCUAUGCCCAGGAAGUGAGCCGCCUCUGCCUCCUUUCUGUGGGGAACUACAGGGUUGUGCCUUCCACCUACCUGCCAGAUACAGAGGGUACCUUCACAGUGACCAUAGCAACCAGAAUAGACAGGCAGUCCAUUCACAGCCAGGAGAUGCUGGGCCAGCUGCUGCAGGAGGUCUCCUUCAUGGCAGUGAUGAAAGCCUGACACUGGAACCUGUGUUCUGGCCUUGGCCAGAGUGCCUGCCACCCCUGUGCCCAGCAUCCAGGCGUAUCUCCAGUCAGUCAUGAGCCAAGCUUCUCAUCAACUCUGGGGGCUGGCUGUGGAUCUUGGGGCUAAAAUAGGGUGCUUUGUCCUGGAUUGAAAACACCUCAGAGUCCAGUGGGUGCUGCAGGGUGGGGCUAGGACUCCCAAGUAGUAUCUUCAUUCCUCAGUGAAGCCAGGAGAUCCCUGGGACCCAGGUUUGCUGUGAAAGGCUUCGCAGAAUCCACAUGACCUGCUUGACUUCAGAAGCCUUACACCAGGCAGGCAGAUUGUGAAAAUGCUAAAAAGUAUUUAUUACUUGAAAUAUUUUUGGAAUGUGACUUUAUAAAUAAACAUGAAUGAUUUAUGAAUUA
This is a messenger RNA of Grammomys surdaster, 2901 nucleotides long. RefSeq names its product calpain 10 (gene Capn10). Gene Ontology annotation, cellular component: cytoplasm. The record is from RefSeq and is a predicted model, not a curated record. Bases 467 to 2491 code for a protein of 674 amino acids. Gene Ontology annotation, molecular function: calcium-dependent cysteine-type endopeptidase activity. Gene Ontology annotation, biological process: proteolysis. The transcript has 13 exons. Lineage: Eukaryota; Metazoa; Chordata; Mammalia; Rodentia; Muridae.